Messenger RNA from Caretta caretta (loggerhead turtle), 7045 nucleotides. Lineage: Eukaryota; Metazoa; Chordata; Testudines; Cheloniidae. The record is from RefSeq and is a predicted model, not a curated record.
GUGCCUCUGAGCCAGAUGGAACCCAUUGGAAAUAAAGUGAGGAGAAAGAAAAGAGAAAUGUGACCGAGAUGGGGCAGUUGGCAGAGGAAGGAAGCUGAUAAAAAAAAAUGAGAGAGAGAACAAAGAAAUCGCGACCAAGAGGAACAAACUGUGGAGGCAGCUUUACUUUUUGGGCUGUGGAAAAAACUUCCAGGGCAUCUCAAUCACUGGAAUAACAGGGAGCAGUCUGCGUUGUUGCAAAGGGCUUGCAAAAGGAGCAAAUAAUCUUGUGGCUGCUGCCCAUACUGAAUGGGAAAAGGGAUCCUGUGAGCAAGAGCGAGGAGGAAACUGCCUGCCGGAGACUGCAACAUUUCUGUAGCAAAGUGUGCUCCAAAGUUCUCUCCAGGAUCCUCUGGGCUGCAGCUCUUGGUGGGGAGAACCCCCAACCGGGAAGGUUGCCCUAGCAUUCCCCCCUUGCCCCUCCCACGCAUGCUUUGGGAUUAUAGGUCAUUUUUGAACAAACAACAAAACUAGCGGAUUUCAGAGUGAAAUUCCGGAGGAAAUUUAAAGAGCAUCCGGAUCCGGAGAAAAAGAGAGAGAGAAAGAGGAAGGAAAAUAUAAAUAAAAACGUGGAGUGAAUCUAAGGCAAUCAAAGAAGGGACGAGGAGAAAGAAACUGACACUGACGUGGAGAUGGGGAAAUGAAUCACUGAGGAGACCAAACCAAGAUCUAGGAAGCUGCUGGAAGACUGAUGCAUACUAACUUCACUAUCUAAUAGUCUGUCCAGCCGUUACUAACCAAUGUCAACAACUAGGGAGCAGCCGAUCUUCAGCACUCGGGCCCACGUUUUUCAGAUCGACCCAGCCACGAAGCGGAACUGGAUCCCUGCCAGCAAACACGCCCUGACUGUCUCUUACUUCUACGAUGCCACGCGCAAUGUGUACCGGAUCAUCAGCGUGGGCGGCACCAAGGCCAUCAUCAACAGCACCAUCACCCCCAACAUGACCUUCACAAAAACCUCCCAGAAGUUUGGACAAUGGGCGGACAGCCGAGCCAACACAGUAUACGGGCUGGGCUUUGCCUCGGAGCAGCACCUCUCCCAGUUUGCAGAGAAGUUCCAGGAGGUGAAAGAAGCAGCCCGUUUGGCAAGGGAAAAAUCGCAGGAUAAAACGGAGCUGACCAAUCCUGCCCUGAACAUUACAUCUCACCAGGUGCUGCCCAGCACCGUCAUCAGCUCCAAUGGGCCGGGAGACGAUAAGCUGUUCCGGAGCCAGAGCGCUGACGUCGAGAUAACAACGGAGAAGGAGCGGCUGAAGAAGAUGCUCUCCGAAGGCUCGGUGCCCGAGGUUCAGUGGGAAGCUGAAUUCUUCACCCUCCAGGACAACAACAACAAGCUGGUGGCUGCCCUUCAGGAAGCCAACGCCAGCGUGGAGCAGUGGAAGAAGCAGCUGGCCGCGUACCAGGAGGAGACAGAGACGCUGCAGCUGCGGGUGGCUGAACUGGAGCUGCAGAGAGCCCAUGAUUCCUCCAGUGAGGGUAGCAAGGAGGAGCUGAACCAGACGCUGGAGGAGCUGGAGCUGCUGAUCAAGGCUAAAGACGAGGAAAUUCAGCAGCUGAAGAGCCAGAAGAGCAGCCAGUGGGAGACGGAGGGGGAGCGCGAGGAAAUGCUGCAGAAGCUGCAGGAGCUGGAGGGACGCAACGCGGAGCUGGAGCGAGGUUUGCAUGUGGCUGAGCAAACCCUGGCCGAGCAGCUGGCCGAGAGGGAGAAGAUGCAGGGCGAAGUCACCAAGGUGGGCGAGCUAAUGGAUGUGAAGAUAUUUGAGCUCAGCGAGCUCCGGCAGGGACUUGCCAAGCUGGUGGAAAGCAACUGAGCAGCCUGGCCACAGAGACACCUUCCGGGAGGGGCAGAGCCCAGCUGGGGCCAGUCGCAAACUGCAGCAGGGCCGUGGAAUUGUGACCUGGGCGGCGUCCAGCCACAAACCAACAGCCCCCUGCAACUGUGUGUGGAGACUGGCCAGAGCUGCCUCCUGUGCAUUGAGGGCAGACGUGGUGCCAGUGGGCAGCUGAACUGUGGGGGGUUUCCACCCAAGGAGCGUCCAUGAGUCAUGUCCAGACCUCUCUGGAUCCUGCCCGGCGGCGUGGUCCAGAGGUGACAGGGUCUCCCCAUGCUGCUCAAUGACAUUACUCUCCUAGCCUCACUCACUAACGCAUUUCCCCGACAUCUUUACAGAAGGAAACACUCCUAUUCUAGAGACAGGGGUCACCUGCCUGCCCAUUUUUCAGUAGUUUUAUAGGGAACCGCUUGCUUCUUGUGAACCAAACUGCCUGGCUCCUCCUUCCAGGCCCCAGGAGGCGAAGGCCCAUCACACCAUGGGCGGUAGCUGCUCCUUCUCCCCCUUCCCAACCGUACUCAUGUCCCAUCUUUUUAAUAGACUCUGAUCACUUUUUAUUCACUGUCAGGGGCUUCCAGGACCCCCAUGGGCAGGAACGGCUCCUCACCUGGCCCCAUUCCUCUGUGGCUGCCCAGUCAUACCCUCCAGAGGGGAAUAAGUUGCAGGAUUUCAAGAUGUUUUUUAUUUUAAGGCAGUGGGUUUUCGUACUUUCCAAAGCUGCUUUAAGCUGGGAGAAGCAGGCAGUGCUGGGGAGAUUAGGGUUUGAGAAACAGGAUAGCUUGGGGGGGGGGGGGCAUCUGUCCAGGCUCCAAGGGCUGUCACUCACCUGAGUUAAACGCAGGAAAUCCCAGGUGCUCUUGUUGCCUCUUGGGAAGCGUGGUCCAGGGAUAUAGCAGCCACACGAGCCACAUGGCCUCUGGAGGGUGCAGGCCCCCAUGCUACGCUCCACCUUGAGCUGCAUAGCUGGAUGCAGCUAGGACGCUGGCUGUUUGGAGCACAUUGGGCCUGGGUUCCCUAGGGGCUGCGGGACAUUUGUGGGUCCUUAUGGAUGUUGCCAAAUGAUGUAAAUCCAACAAGGCCUGUAGGAGGAGGGUCUGUUACACCCCUCCACCCCCCCCCCCAGGCCCUGUGGAGCCCACUAGUUGCGUAGUAGCAUGUUUAGCCUGUGUCUAAUGAGGAAGCAGCGUGUGUAGACGUAGCCGGUUACCCAGAGGGUCCAGGGCCGGGUCUGUUUUUUAUUUUUCUCCUUGCUGCCAUAGGUGUAGUGUAGACAGACAUAACUGGAGAAUGUUUCCAUGGGCUUGUAGAGAUGCUGCAGAAUCUGCCUAAAACUCCAGCAACCCCAGCAGCCAAAUCCUGCCUUCUGCCCACAGGGUCAGAUCCUCUGUCUGCGUGUACCUGGGUGAAAAGCAUAACUCAGGUGGGGCUGAGCCGCCUCUCGCUCAUGCCCCCAGCACGAGAAGAGGUUUCAGUGUGAAGCUGAUGUGAAGGGAAGUGAUUGCUCUGAUUUCAGUGGAUCUGCCAUUGCACCUAACUGCCUCAGGGCUCCCUUGAACCCCAGCCCCUGCUUACCCCUGUGUAACUGAGACAGGCAUUUGGCCUGUUGCUUUCCGUAAGGGCAGGAGCAGGUGCCAGGGAGAUCCUGAAGUAGGUGUCUAGGUUAGGCUGGCCCCCUCCCUCUCUUUCAAAGCUUAGGAGUUGUGGGGAAAUGUAGAUUUCUGAACCUGUGCAGCCAGGAGAAUUUUUUUGCAUGAGCUGCUCCCACGCCUGUGUGGGGGCUAGAGCUAGCUGUAACGUGUGCCGCCCGCAGGGUGUUCACUGUGUGUGUGGGGGGAGACAAGAAUGGCCGGGGGUACAUGCAGCGCUGGGUUCCGGGUCCGGAGGCAACCGUGGCCCCCUUGGAAAAUAAGAGAUCAGCCGCAGGAAAGGUGCAUUCACUCUGGUUCCGCUAGCGGCACUGGGUUAAGGAGGCAUCUCCUCUUCAUGUUGUCAGCCGCUCACCCACCCCCGGGUCCUGUCUGUGUCUCACACCACAUGCAAACUACCUGGAGAAGGGGCAUGUUAAAGGGACUAGGUCUGACUUCCCACCACUAUGUCCUCCAUGUCUCCCCACCCAGCCUCUCGCUACUGUGUAGCCGGUGGCGAGAUUGGAGUUUCCCAGCAAUCGGGGCGGGCUGAACUGGCUUGAGCAACAUCCCAGGCUGAAUCAGCUCCCUCAAGCUGAAAGACGAGGAGGUGGCAAGUGGAGCAGGACUGAUUCUGAGUGGGAAUGGAGCUGACACAAGCCACAGCACGGCGCUCAGCUGAGACUGCGGCUCUGCCCGGUUCCCACCUGCCUUGCUCACCUGUGCGCUUGCUAGCCCAGACUUGUUGCUGGCAGCAGCACUGUCACUAGCCAGGGUUUGUAAUGACCCUUUACAUCUCGCAAGCACAGCCCCAGUCGCUCCCGGUGUAACACCCUCAGCCCCCCAGCAGAGGCUAAUUUGGCUCAUUGACUGACUGAAGUCGGGAGUGUGGCAAGGGCUCCAGUCACGCAGUGAUGUUACAAACACACCGCCAGGAGCCAUGUGCAUGGCAAACCCUGAGCGCCAGCCUGCACUUGGCUUAGCUUUCCCCUCCAAGCACGGCGCAGGAGUCAUUUGUCUCAGGCUCACACUCCAGCCAGGACCUGAUUGGCUCCGGCCUGCUUCCCUCGGCCGCAGCUGCUGCUGCUUUCCUUCCUCUGUCCUGCAGAGAUGCAGCGCCAUGCACUGAGUCACCACGCCUCCGCAUCCAGCUGUGUCACGGGGAGCCAGGACACCGAAGAGCUGGGCAUGGUGAGUCAUGGCCAAGGAGCUGGCCGAAGGCAGGAAGGGGCAGGCUCUGCCCUGUCUGCCUGUGAGGGGACGGGAGAAUAGGGCCCUAGAACUUGUUAGCUUGCUGAUUUAAAACCAUGCGAUGUUAAGGCUGGGCCCUGAACCAACCAAAUCUAUUCUGGGGGCCGAGUCCCCAUUGUACUACCAUACCCCCGCAAGAGCCUGAGGCUCUCAGACACGAGGCUCCAGUUUAAACAAGGCAGGUUAACAGAAAACCCCUCAUGCUCCAUGUAAGGACACACCCCACGCUCCUCGACUGCCAGGAGCUGAUGGGGCACAGCCCCUAGUCAUGACCCAGCAGCAAGAUGAUGAUCCCAUGAAAGGCAGGCCACCAACAUGCAAACAUGCAUGGUUUGAUUGAAUGCUGCCCCUCCGGGGCUGACAAGGCAGAGGGCAAUGGGGCAGGGCAUGGCGCCCCCUCCUGGGGUUAGCCAGCUCAUCUCCAUCUGAUCUCAUUGAGUGGGCAGUGCCUGGCCCUGGUUUGGAGGCCUGAGCAGAGUCGGAGGCAUCUCACUGCCUGGCGAAGGCACCUCUUCUGGUGCGGCAUUGCCCAAGAGCGGCUGGCUACACCCAGGGUCCCAGCACAAGUCCCUGCCAAGCCUGGCUCAGCCCCAUGCUGCUGUGGGCGAGGCCCCGGGCUGGCAUGUGAUGCUGAAACAGCCCCAGCCCCACCUGCCUUCCAAGACCUCUCCGCUGCUCGUGCCCCGUCCAGCGAUCCAAUCCAGGACGUAGCACCGCUGCACGGGAGCAACCGGGGCUCCCGCCGCACGGCCCAGACCAGGGCAAGGGGCUGGGGCUCGUUGGAGUGGGGUGUUCCCUCGGGGCUGGUGGGGAGCAGAAAGCCCGGAGCUGCAGCUGUUAGAAAGAGCUCAGUGGGUUUCCACACGACCAGCGUACAUUUUGGCCAUGACAUCACGACCCACUUCCUCACCUGCUCCUGGGAACACCCCUGCCUCACAGACCCUGUGGGACGGACCUGUCAGCAUCCUGGUGGGGCAGGCCUGGGACCGCACUGCCCCCAGAGAAAUGAGCAACCCCAGGGUGCCAGUUCUCCCUUGCUGUGACACUUGUGAGCAUGGCCCAGUCACACACGCCCCAUGAACCGAUUUACUUCCUCUCAAUCUAAUUCUCUAGCCGUGGACGCCUCUGGCUGAGUUGCCCAACUGCCUCCUCACUAGGGCACGUCCGCAGCCUGUGCUCCUGCCCUUGUCUGCCUGGGGGCCAGCAGGGUUUUGGGGGGCCGGGGGGGGGGCAUGUGGCGCACUGUACAGUCGACCUUGGCCAGCCUGUGCUAGGACACUCUGCCCUCCAGGUGUUCAGGACCCAGCGAGAGCGCAAGCCAGUUUCCGUUACACUCUCAUUUCCCCACGGGUGCUAUUUGCAAUUGCCAGAGUAAUCUGGAAGAGCAGCUUUUCAAUCUGCUCUGCCCUGUCGCCCCUGUUCAUUAAAAGCCUUUUACCGAGGCAGUGCAGGGCCAGCACGGGCUGGAUGACUCUGGAGCGCCUCUCCCUUUGCAAUCCUCGGCUCUUCCAAACCAACAAAUCCCAUUUAUCACCAGCUAGUUCCAGAAAGGCCCUAAAUCCAGAGGAGGCAGCCGCAUGGCAGCUGGGUGCAGCAAAGCACAGCGUGGCUCCACCCCACUCAGAUGAAGCACUGACUCCGGGAUCUGUUAAGACAGCCCACUCCUAACACCAACCCACACUUCCCAGGCCUGGGAAGCGCUCCCAUUUCAGCACCCACGAGAAACCCGAGGGGGUUCCCCCAGACUUCCGUCUUCAUCACUUUAAAAUCACUUCCUUAUGCAAACAGCAGCCGGUGAACUGCAACGCGGCCGCUUUUAUUGUUGCUUCUCUCGCCCACUGGCAAUUAUUGUCAAGCAGCCCAAUAACAGGGGCUUUGCUGCUGGCAGGAGUAAUUCUGCUGACUGCAGAUAACUCAGUACGUUUGAUGCAUCUGCCGGCAAAUGGGCUUCUUAAUUAUUUAGGAGGCAAUGCAUGUAAAGCACAGCCUGAGCAGUGAUUGGGGUGGGGGGGCUGUUUGUAUGUGAGAUUAGCCUGGGAAAAACAGUCUUCAGGGUCUUCACACCUAAAGAUCGGGGCUGGGCUUCCCCCAGGUAAUUCACUGAGCAGCUCCCACUGAAUGUGGGGGGGUUUGGAUACCAGACUCCCACAAAGUCCCAGUCUUGGGCAGCUGCCUGGUUUUCAGAUCUCCCACUAGGUUCUGAGGUGCUAGGUUUGGAGCCCUUCCCUCCCCGCCCCCAUCCCAACUCACCCGCCUGGAAGAGUUCUGAGUGAAAUGGUUACAUUUGUGGAACAAAGA